AUGUUGGAAAAGUUGUUCGUGUUCCAACUUUUUGUAAGCGUCUUCGGUAAGCAUAGGUGCUGUGGCCUUGUCGAGUUUGCUUCUUCUAACGAAGCGAAGAAGGCGCUGCGAAAGAAGAAUGGUAAAUAUUUGUGCGACCGGAAGAUUUUUCUUGAAGUGGCUAAGAUGGUUCCAAGCAAGUAUUUCAUAGAUCACAAGAGCACAUUGGUUAAAGUUUUUGGUAUACAUGGAGAGAUCCCAAGGGUUUUUCACAUUCCAGGUACGAAGACUAUCUUCAACAAGGCAAAUGUAUAUGAUGCUGCCAAUCUUACAGGAUGGGCUGUUCGGGGACAUCAAGGACGACAACACCAGUCUUUAUUGUGUCGCAUUCGGACGGAACCAUUGCCAAGACCGAAACAGGGGAAGGAUGUAGUUAUGUGGAGACAUUCUGAUGAUGACUACAAGGAUCACUUCUCGGCAAAAAAAAAACAUGGGAGCAAAUACGAUCAAAGAAAGCAAAAGUCCCAUGGUGUCAAAUUGUUUGGUUCACACAUGGGGUUCCAAGCAAUCAAGAACCGAUUGGCAACGGGAGAUCGAAUGAGAAAGUGGGGAUUCCAGCAAGAUUGUGUGUUUUGUGGUGAAAAAGAUGAAACAAGAGAUCAUAUAUUAUUUGCUUGUCCCUACACUUAUACGGUUUGGGAGAGACUUAUUGGCAGGUUACUAGGCCCUAAUACAACACCAGAUUGA
Messenger RNA from Arabis nemorensis, 726 nucleotides. The record is from the annotation of a GenBank genome assembly. NCBI's taxonomy places the organism in Eukaryota, Viridiplantae, Streptophyta, Magnoliopsida, Brassicales, Brassicaceae.